Arabidopsis lyrata subsp. lyrata is the source of this 1703-nucleotide messenger RNA. Its product is annotated as cytochrome P450 71A25. Lineage: Eukaryota; Viridiplantae; Streptophyta; Magnoliopsida; Brassicales; Brassicaceae. Gene Ontology annotation, molecular function: monooxygenase activity; heme binding; iron ion binding. The transcript is spliced from 2 exons. The coding region runs from base 61 to 1533 and encodes 490 amino acids. The record is from RefSeq and is a predicted model, not a curated record.
UCCAAAAGAACACAAAUUCUCAAGAAAAAUCUUGAAGAACUGUGAAAUCAAACUAAAGAAAUGAUGAUGAUGAUACUUCUCUUGUGGUCAAUAAUUUUCAUGACCAUUCUCUUCUUAAAAAAAAAGUUGAGUGGGAAGAAAGGUAAGACACCUCCGUCACCACCGGGACUUCCGUUGAUCGGAAACCUUCAUCAGCUCGGCCGUCACACUCACCGAUCACUAUGCUCUCUCAGUCGCCGUUACGGUCCUCUUAUGCUCCUUCACUUAGGCCGUGUCCCCGUUCUUAUAGUCUCUUCCGCGGACAUGGCUCAAGAAAUCUUGAAGACGCACGACCAAGCUUUCGCAAACCGCCCACGGUCAAAACUCUCCCAGAAGCUUCUUUACAACAAUCGCGAUGUGGCCUCAGCUCCUUAUGGAGAGUAUUGGAGGCAAAUGAAGGCUGUGUGCACCAUUCAUCUCUUAAGCAACAAAAUGGUACGAUCUUUUCGAGAUGUAAGAGAAGAAGAAAUCACUUUGAUGAUGGAGAAAAUCCGGAAAUCGAGUUCUUUGCCGUUUAAUGUAAGCAAGGUCUUGGAGAGUUUAACUAACGAUGUGAUAUGUAGAGUGGCUUUAGGACGGAAAUAUGGUGGUGAAACUGACUUUAAGAAAUUAACGGAUAGACUAAGCGAGCUAUUGGGGACGUUUAGUAUAGGGAGUUUUGUACCGUGGCUUGCGUGGAUUGAUUGGAUCCGCGGUUGGGAUGCUCAGCUAGAUAAGAUGGGAAAGGAUCUUGAUGACUUCUUUGAGAAAGUUGUGCAAGAUCAUGAAGAUGGCGACAACCGAGAUAGGUUUGACUUGAUCGAUGCAUUGCUCAAAGUUAAAAGAGAGAAGAGUCCCGGGUUUGAGAUAGAGCGAGUCAGCAUAAAGGCAAUCACGUUGGAUGUUUUUGUGGGUGGUUCCGACACAUCGUUCACGCUUUUGGAAUGGGCAAUGACAGAGCUUCUACGUCACCCAGAGAGUCUGAAAAGACUCCAAGAAGAAGUGCGUACGAUUUGUAAGGGCAAAUCAAGUGUAUCAGAAGAUGACAUUAAAGAAAUGAAAUACUUAAAAGCUGUCAUCAAAGAGGCACUCAGGCUACAUCCUCCAUUUCCAAUGAUGGCUCCUCAUGAAUCAACAGAAGAUGUCAAAUUAAGAGACUACCACAUACCUGCCGGUACACAAGUGAUGAUGAAUGCUUGGGCCAUCGGGAGAGAGGUUGCGACAUGGGGACCAGACGCGGAGGAGUUUAAACCGGAGCGGCAUUUAGAUACGUCUGUUGAUUUCCGAGGUCAGAACUUUGAGCUGCUUCCAUUUGGAGCAGGGAGAAGGAUUUGUCCAGCAGUAUCAUUCGCUGUGGUAUUGAAUGAGGUGGUUUUGGCUAACUUAGUGCACGGGUUUAAUUGGAAAUUACCGGAGGAAUCUAAAGAAGACAAAACCGAUGUCGCUGAAUCCAGCGGUUUUUCGGUUCACCGCGAGUUCCCUCUUUAUGCCAUUGCAUCACCUUACUUGACCUAGGCAUUUAUAUAUAUAUAUAUAUAUUAAUGCUUUGUUAUGUUAUGUUGUGGAUUUGUUCUGAUUUCUCGCCAUGGGUUCUGGUUUUUUUUGCUUUUCUUCUCUAAGUUGUUUUCGUUAAUUGUUAUGUGAUUUUAGUUAUUUUAAUCAAUCAUCUUGCUUUCUCGCUCUCA